This is a messenger RNA of Myzus persicae (green peach aphid), 489 nucleotides long. Its product is annotated as THAP domain-containing protein 2-like. The coding region runs from base 1 to 459 and encodes 152 amino acids. The transcript has 3 exons. NCBI's taxonomy places the organism in Eukaryota, Metazoa, Arthropoda, Insecta, Hemiptera, Aphididae. The record is from RefSeq and is a predicted model, not a curated record. Gene Ontology annotation, molecular function: sequence-specific DNA binding.
AUGGUGAAUUUUUGUAGUGGUUUUGAUUGUCCUAGCUCAAGUAACGUUAGGGAAGACUUGUCAUUUCACAAGUUUCCUCUUAAAGAGAAAGAGAGGCUUCAAAAAUGGGUACAUGUUGUUCGAAGAAAAGACUUUAAGUCUUCUUCCAGCUCAACAUUAUGCAGUUUACAUUUAAAAGAAACUGACUUCUAUUCAGCUGUUGUAAGUGGAAAACAAAUGUCAAAAAAAUCUGCAGUACCAUUUGUAUUUAAUUUCCCAAAUUAUUUAAUCCCAAAAAUAAAAGAAAGAAGAAUUCUGCAACGAGAAGACACAACCACAACAACAGCCGUUCAUAAUACUGAAAAUAUUGAGGAAAAUAAUAUAUCUACCUGUGAAACAGAUACCAAGUUUGUAGACAUUGGCAUACAGACUAAAUUAACUGGGGAAGAGUUAGACAGAACAUUACAAGAUUUACAUUGAGACAAGAUGAUUUUGCAACAGAAAUUAAUG